Neoarthrinium moseri is the source of this 1359-nucleotide messenger RNA. RefSeq lists its product as uncharacterized. Gene Ontology annotation, cellular component: plasma membrane. The transcript has 5 exons. Gene Ontology annotation, molecular function: ammonium channel activity. NCBI's taxonomy places the organism in Eukaryota, Fungi, Ascomycota, Sordariomycetes, Amphisphaeriales, Apiosporaceae. The coding region runs from base 1 to 1359 and encodes 452 amino acids. The record is from RefSeq and is a predicted model, not a curated record. Gene Ontology annotation, biological process: ammonium transmembrane transport.
AUGGCAGCCCAGGUACUUGCAGCGUGGGACGAGUGUGACAAGACCGACACUGUCUUUAUUCUUGUCUGUACCGUCUUUUGCUGGACCAUUGUCCCAACUGUUGGGAUCGCGUACGGAGGUUACUCCUGGAAGCGCAAUGGCUUAGCUUCUGUUAUGCCUGCUGUUCUCACGAUUGCUACCUGCUCGAUACAAUGGUUUGUAAUCGGUUAUACCUUAGCUUAUGGUGAGGGUGGCUACGUCUUUGGUGACUUCCAGUAUACCUUUCACCGCGGGGUGCUGUCGGAGCCUGUUGGAACUAUACCUGCGAUACUCUUUAGCGAGUUUCAACUCGUUUUCGAGGCCACUGUGUGCGCGAUCGCUGUCGGCGGCUUUUGUGAGAGAGGUAGACUCCUACCGGUCAUCCCAUUCAUUCUUUUGUGGUCGACGCUCAUUUAUUGUCCUCUGGCACACAUGGUUUGGGGAGGCGGUUUCCUCGGUGAAGGGCUAGGGGUUUUAGACUUUGCGGGUGGUACACCUGUUCACGUCUGCUCCGGGGCAACUGCGACAGCAAUCAGCCUCUACCUCUCCUACCCGAUCUUCCGCUCUCGCCGGUCUGACUAUCGGACACCCACGCACAUUCGACUCCACCGGCCAGGGAACUCCUUUGGUCAGUUGAUCGCUUUGAUUAUAAUCUGGGGCUCGUGGCUCGCUUUUGAUGCCGGCACCACCUUGGCGCUGAACUUUCAAUCUGUGAUGGCACUAUGUGUGACAAAUCUGUGCGCUUCGUCGGGAGCUUUGACCUGGGCCUGCAUCACGUACUUCGAAACCGGAAAGUGGUCCCUGGACUCGACCUUCAUGGGCGCUAUAUCGGGAUUGGUAAUGAUCACUCCGUCAGCCGGUUUCAUUGAUAUGCCUACGGCCUUCUUCUUCGGCAUCCUUGGCGCCGUUGUGUGUCGUCAAGCUUUAAGGAUCAAGUCCACAGAUUUCGCCCGACGUUGGCGUUGGGUCGACAACGGCGACACUUUCGCUACUCACUGCGUUGGGGGUGUACUGGCCACCGUUGCAACAGGCCUCUUCGCGCAAAAGGAAGUUGCAGCCUAUGGUGGAGUCGUCGUCGAUGGCGGUGUCUUUUUUGAUGGUAAUAUACGGCAACUUUGGGUGCAGGUCGUUGAGGUCCUUGUGGGCUUCACGUGGUCUUUCAUUGGCUCGUUUAUGAUCGUUGCUCUGAUAGAUUGCAUCCCAGGACUUGAAGUCCUAGCGACUGACAAGGAAAUUAUGGCUGGUCUCGAUACUUUCCAAACUGAAGAAUCGCUUUGCGACAUUGUAUUUCCUGACGAGGAAGACUAUUGCCCGCUUUCUGGGGGGAAUAUUGAGCUGUAG